Molecule: messenger RNA, 2568 nt
Organism: Morone saxatilis (striped sea-bass)
Lineage: Eukaryota; Metazoa; Chordata; Actinopteri; Moronidae
Gene: gys2
Product: glycogen synthase 2
Exons: 16
Coding region: 51-2159 (702 amino acids)
Biological process (GO): glycogen biosynthetic process
Cellular component (GO): cytoplasm
Molecular function (GO): alpha-1,4-glucan glucosyltransferase (UDP-glucose donor) activity
Source: RefSeq, a predicted model, not a curated record
CCUCCACCUAGCAGGCCUGUUUGUAGGGUUAGGGUUAUUCCUCUUCUAAGAUGCCGCUUUCGCGUUCCUUGUCCAUGACGUCCCUGAGCGGCCUGCUGCCGGCUUGGGAGGAGGACGAGCUGCCCGUGGAGGACCUGCUGCUCUUCGAGGUGGCCUGGGAGGUCACCAACAAAGUCGGAGGAAUCUACACAGUGAUUCAGACCAAAGCCAAGAUCACGGUGGAUGAAUGGGGGGAGAACUACUACAUGAUGGGGCCCUACUUCGAACACAACUUUAAGACCCAGGUGGAGGGCUGCGAUCCGCCAAACCCCGCCAUCAGGAAGGCCAUGGAUGCCCUCAUCCAGAAUGGCUGCCAGGUUCAUUUUGGCCGCUGGCUGAUUGAGGGCAGCCCCUACGUGAUCCUGUUUGACAUCAGCUCUGCAGCUUGGAACCUGGACCGCUGGAAGGGGGACCUGUGGGAGACCUGCAGCAUCGGCCUGCCCUACCACGACAGAGAGGCCAACGACUCGCUCAUCCUGGGCUCCCUGAUCGCCUGGUUCUUCAAAGAGUUAACAGAUCAGCUGGGAGACAAACCCAAUGUCAUUGGUCAUUUCCACGAGUGGCAGGCGGGUCCAGGGCUUAUUCUCUCUCGCUCCCGCAAGAUCCCCAUGGCAACAGUCUUCACCACACACGCCACCCUGCUGGGACGAUACCUCUGCGCCGGGAAUGCCGACUUUUACAACAACCUGGACAAGUUCAAUAUUGACAAGGAGGCAGGUGAGAGGCAGAUCUACCAUCGUUACUGCCUGGAGAGAGCGGCGGUCCACUGUGCUCACGUCUUCACCACAGUGUCCCAGAUCACUGCUGUGGAGGCCAACCACAUGGUUCACAGGACACCAGAUGUGGUGACCCCCAAUGGUCUGAAUGUGAAGAAGUUCUCGGCCAUGCACGAGUUCCAGAACCUGCACUCCACCAGCAAGGCCCGCAUCCAGGAGUUUGUCAGAGGACACUUCUAUGGUCAUCUGGACUUCAACCUGGAGAAAACCCUCUUCAUGUUCAUUGCUGGACGAUACGAGUUUUCCAACAAGGGUGCUGAUAUUUUCCUUGAAUCACUGUCCAGACUCAACUACCUACUGCGGGUCCACAGAAAUGAUGUGACAGUGAUAGUCUUCUUCAUCAUGCCGGCUAAAACCAACAACUUCAAUGUGGAGUCACUAAAGGGGCAGGCAGUGCGGAAACAGCUCUGGGACACAGCUCACACUGUGAAGGAGAAGUUUGGCAAAAAGCUGUAUGACGCUCUGUUAAAAGGGGAGAUCCCCGACAUGAACUCCAUUCUGGAGCGAGACGACUUCACCAUUAUGAAGAGAGCUAUCUACGCCACUCAGGAGUCCAGCUCCCUCGCAGGUGUUCAUGAAGAAUGCGUAUUUUUACUUCCAUGUUUCCACAAUAUCUCUCUGAAAAUGUCUCCCUGUCUGUCCUCCACCUCUAAGAUUAUCUUCCACCCUGAGUUCCUGUCCUCCACCAGUCCUCUGCUGCCCAUGGACUAUGAGGACUUUGUUCGUGGCUGUAACCUUGGAGUGUUCCCCUCCUACUAUGAACCAUGGGGAUACACACCUGGUGAAUGUACUGUAAUGGGCAUUCCCAGUGUGACCACCAACCUCUCAGGUUUCGGCUGCUUUAUGGAGGAGCAUGUCUCAGACCCUGCUGCCUAUGGUAUUUACAUUGUCGACCGGCGGUUCCGUUCGGCCGAGGAGUCCUGUAACCAGCUGACCCAGUUUAUGUUCAGUUUCUGCCAGCAGUCUCGGCGCCAGCGCAUCAUCCAACGGAACCGAACUGAGAGGCUGUCUGAGCUGCUGGACUGGAGAUACCUGGGACGGUUCUACAUACAAGCCCGCCAUCUUGCUCUUAGCAGAGCUUUCCCAGACAAGUUCAAGAUGGACCCCAUGGCCCCUCUGAAGGCAGAAGGUUUCCGUUACCCCCGGCCCUACUCGGUGCCCCCUUCACCAUCUGCCUCCCUCCACUCCACCCCCCACCACAGUGAUGUGGAGGACGAUGAUGAUGACGAGCCCUAUGAUGAAGACGAGGAGGCUGAGAGGGACCGGCUGAACAUCAAGGCCCCCUUCGUCCUGGGUGCCGUGCCGGAGGGCAAGAAGAAGCAACCAGGAGAGUCAGGCAACUGAAAUCUACCAUGCAGAUUGUACACAGGUUUACUGCUGGAUGUGUAGUGAGUAAUUACCAUCAUAUUCUUACACACCCGCUGCAAUAAAAUCCCCCAUCUCCACUGCCAUCACUUAGUGUACUUCCACCACUGCAACGUUUCUUGAAGGUUUGUGGAUUUGAGUUAAAAUUUUUUAAAAAGUUAUAUACUAGCCCGGAUCCAGGUCCAUCACAAAACCCAGACUCGAGGCUCAGUUUAAUCAUGGCGUUCCCCAAGGCUCCAUUCUGGGCCAACUGUUGUGUUCAACGUGCUUCCUCAAUUAGGCCACAGAAUGAUGACCUCCAUCGCUAUGCAAAGGACACACAGUUAUAUGUUCUAAUGUAAUCCAAUAAUUGUCUAACUAAUCUUGUCUGCCUUAAUGACAGUGAAAU